Messenger RNA from Cololabis saira (Pacific saury), 3788 nucleotides. It is a transcript of the gene mtif3, whose product is annotated as mitochondrial translational initiation factor 3. Gene Ontology annotation, molecular function: ribosome binding; translation initiation factor activity. The record is from RefSeq and is a predicted model, not a curated record. NCBI's taxonomy places the organism in Eukaryota, Metazoa, Chordata, Actinopteri, Beloniformes, Belonidae. The transcript has 4 exons. Gene Ontology annotation, cellular component: mitochondrion. Bases 123 to 968 code for a protein of 281 amino acids. Gene Ontology annotation, biological process: mitochondrial translational initiation; ribosome disassembly.
UGUUGGGCGGAAGAACAUACACCAGUAACCUGCAGCUGCAGGACAUAUGUAUCUAAUAUGUUUAAAAAGAACAUAAAAUCAAAUACAAACUGAGCAAAUUUAAUCGCUUCCGAGAGCAAGAGAUGUCUGCAGGAUGUGUGAGGUGGUUUCUCAGCCACGCAGCGAGAUCUGUGUGCAGCAGCAGCAGGGUUGGUUAUUGGAUCCCUGCAUCAAGAACCACAAUAUGCAGUGAAAGACGCAUCAUCCCCGCUGCGUCAGUGAGACCGUUUCCUUUCUCCACAGAAGUUGAGGAUACAGAACAGACUCCUGCGCCGAAGAAAAAGACCCGGAAUGCCCAAGCUAGUGCCUCAGUCAGCAGCGUUGGCCGGAAGAUCCCUCACCGGGAGUUACAGGUGAUCAGCGAGAGCGGUGAGAACAUGGGCGUCAUGCAUCGAGCAGAUGUGAUCAGAAUCAUGGAUGAGAGAGGUGUUAAACUGGUGCUACUGAGUGAGCGCAAAGACCCUCCGGUGUACCGGCUGAUGAGCGGCAAGCAGAUCCACGAAGAGCAGCUGAAACUACGGGAGAAGAACAAAGCUAAAGCAGCUCCUGUACAGGUGAAGGAGCUCACCUUUUCAGCAGGCAUCGCGUCUCAUGACCGCAUCACCAAACUGAAACAGGUGGAGAGCUGGCUGGAGAAGAAACACCACGUCCGCGUCACGCUGCGGGCGGGACGUGGAGGAGCUGCUGUUAACCUGGAUGAAGCGCUGGAGCAAAUGGUGGAAGAAAUGGAUGUAAUGGUGGGCUUUAUCUCCAAGCCAAAGGUCAUAAGAGAGGGACAAGCGGCCAUGUGCAUCCUCCGACCGCCGUCGGCUAAGGAACUGUUGCAAAAAGAACGGAGCAAAGCAGCGGAGGAGUCGCAGUCGGCCAGCUCCACUUCUGAGGCCAAUCAGAGCAGCAUAGAAACAGUAGAAGGAUCCGCACAGCAGUGAUGACACAGAAAUAAGACGUUUUCAUACAAAAAACAUCUCUGCCUGAAUAUCGGUCCGGUGCAUCAGUCUCUUUGUAAGGAGCUCCCGUGCUCAGUUACUGUUGAUAUUUUUGGUUUAAGAGUCACUUUGAUUGCUGGUAAAAGAUUUAAGGUUGUGUUGGAGAAAGGAAAAAUCCUCAAAAGAGACGUAAAACAACCAUUAAGAAGUACAGAUUAGGAGCGCAACUAUGUGAAAAUAUACAAAAUAAUGGCACAUGCAGAUCAACUACAAAGAAACAAUUCCUAGAAAGAGACUUAAAACAUCCAAUAGUCAAACUAACUUACAUGAAUCUCAUUAAAUAUUCGUUUGAAUCAAGUUCACUUUAGUUGAAAUGAUGAAAUGUAACUUUGUGCUGGAUGAGGAUUUGCGUGUGUAUGGAAGGCGUCGUGCAGGAUGAAGAUGCAGAGAGGAAGUGCCCGUCAGUCCUCUGAGGGUUUGGUCUCUGCAGGAAGCAGAACUCUGGCGUUUCUGGUUUACCCUGCUGAUGAAGGUUAAACAUUCACAUAAACGUCCAAACUAUUUCAGCCUGAUUUUUGUCUGACGGGAUGAAGAUUAACGUCUUUAUUAAAAAGAUUUGAGGGACACGCCAAACCAAGCUCAGUGUGAAUCUUUCUCUUUUAUUUAAGAUAUUUUUUGGUAAAAAAUAAAAGCAAAUUUGGCAUACAGAUACAUUCACUUGUCACAGAUAAAUGUGUGUUCUUGACUAAAAUGUCACUUCCACACUUUAUCAACACUUCUCUUUAACAGCAGAGACACGUUCGCCCAACUUUUAGUUGUCUUUUGACCAGAUUCAUACUUUUUCUAUACAUACAAAAAGAACUUAGAACAUUAAAACCACCUUAAGGCCCCAAAAAUAAAAUCUUUCCUAGAUUGUUUUAUAUAUAAAGAGAACAGAAGCAGCUCAACUAGCAUGCAAGAGAACAUUUGUCAAUAAGCCUCGAGCACUUUGUAAGAGGAGAACGGUUUAACAAAAUGAUAGUCCAGGUUGCCGCAGUGCGGGCACUGCUGGACGUUGCUGUACUCGGAGAAAUACUGCAUCCCAACUCGGACGUCCACCACCGGCUUGCCGCAGUGCUUACAGUUGAGUCGGGCCUGAGGGGAGACAGGAGACACGUCAGCUACAGCUGCACACUCGUCCCCCAAUCCACAACAUUUGUGAUGAAAUGAUCUCAAUUCAGAGCACUCAAGGGCUUUAUCGCCUGGAAAACAAACAUACAGCACUACAUCUCAAUCUCAAUUAUUGCUUAAAGGUUGAGAUUUAUUGCACUCUCUCAAACUGUGAGUUUUAUUUUAAAAUUAAUUUUAAAAGUGUUUUAAUGUGUCGGAAAUACACAUUUGUGUUCUGUACAGGGUUUCUUUCAUCUGCACAAAAGUUGUGUUUGACUGUACCGGACCAGGCCCUGUGAAGGAUUGUUUCGGUUCAUGGUCAUGAAGUGUAACGUAAGACAAUCAUUUCCUAAUUGGUUCAAACUAAAGUUCUAAAGAAUAUAUUUUAUAGUUUACAUUAAAGGGGACAUAUUAAGAAAAGUGCUCAAAAGAAUAUAUUUGGCUGUCUGAAGUGAUUGCCAACCAAAAUAAAAAACUGAGGUAACAUCACUUUCUCUUUUUUUUUUGGGCCCAUCCAAUUUGAAAAUAUGUCGAUCAGUGGGAGGUUUAGAUCUGCAGGGUCAGUGUUACAUCACAGAUGUUUCUUGCAGCAUUUGCUGUAAAUUUGUAGUGGAAAGCACAGAGCUGUAACACAGAUUUGAAAAGAAGCGCUCUGCAGAAAAACGGGGGUGGAGUCGAGUUGCUGAACCCCCCCCCUAAAAACCAGCUGCUAUGAACAAACUUUAAAGCCACAAUCAAAAAUGGAGCUUUAGCACUUUAUCCCUUUUGUUUGUUUGUUUUUUUUACUAAAACAUGUCACAAAUAUAUCUUUUAGGACUCCACGUAAAUGUUUAAGAAAAGGGCAUGCAAUCCUCCCUUUAAUACUUAUAGGGCCUGAUUUACUAAAGGUUUGCGUGUGUAAAAACGUGUGCAAACUUGACAGCACCCGCAAACCAAAGUGCCAGCUGAUCUACUAACAGCGUGCAAAGACGACUGCGUCUCUGAAAUGCGCAAAAUAGCACACGCAAUCCAUUUAGUACUUUUGCCCUGAUGAAUAAUCAAUAUGGGGCGUACCCGGCAGAAAUCCUAAAUACUGGGAGGGGAAGAUGCAAAUUGCUCCAUUUACCACGCGCAAUGAGAUUUACCAAGCCUGAGAGUAAUUGCGCGUAUUGUGAUUGCGUCUGUAUUUAAUACGUUUGAAAGGAAGGUGCUAAUCUGCUGCUGCUGUUAUUGUAGCAAGGAGGCGACAUCCAAAAUCAAAGAAUACGCAGAGAGAGAGUCUUUAUUCUGCUGCAUGCUAUUUUAAAAAUGGUUGCACAAGUUUUAUUAAAGGCCACUUUUUCUUUAGUUCUCCGCCUUAUAUCUUGCCACCUUCUUUUAAUUCGCCCCCCUCCACUCGCCCACAAGCAGGCCAAGCCUUUGUGCCAAACUUUGUAUUUUAUUGAUUACUUAUCUUAUUGAACGUGAAAUCAUCCUUCGUAAAUUACAUUUAAUUAAAACCUGUGCUUAUUAAUCACAAAACACAGGUUAAACAUCAUGACCAAAUCCGCUCCGACCCGCUGUGUCAGGAUCAGCGCAGAGACUGCAGCUUCGCCUGAAUUAUGGUUCUACGUUAAAUCGACGGCCAUAUGAUGGUCCCGUCUGUCACACAUUUACUGUCAGUGUUUGCUAUAUAAUAUAUAAUAUUUGCAAUAU